This is a messenger RNA of Closterium sp. Naga37s-1, 303 nucleotides long. The record is from the annotation of a GenBank genome assembly. Lineage: Eukaryota; Viridiplantae; Streptophyta; Zygnematophyceae; Desmidiales; Closteriaceae.
AUGACCUUUCCUGGUAGCCCCGACUCGGGGUCGGCAGCAGAGCAGGUUCAGAAGCCUCAGCAAGCAGCAAGCACUGCACAGGACGAGUCAAGCUCACAAAAUCGUGCUAACCACACAGAGCCAUCAUCAGGGUCGCACUUGGUGCUCGGAUGCAGCUUCCACAGCAAUGAAUCUCCUGUUUGGCGAGAAUUUCCUGACCCUUCAGGGGCUCGUUAUAAUCCUCCUGCCGCAACGCUCCCCCUUCCAUUUGAGCUGUACGGCCAGCCGUUUUAUAGAGGUUUUCAGUGGGAGAAGAAGGUUUAA